Kuraishia capsulata CBS 1993 is the source of this 588-nucleotide messenger RNA. RefSeq lists its product as uncharacterized. The coding region runs from base 1 to 588 and encodes 195 amino acids. Lineage: Eukaryota; Fungi; Ascomycota; Pichiomycetes; Pichiales; Pichiaceae. The transcript has a single exon. The record is from RefSeq and is a predicted model, not a curated record.
AUGAACGUUUAUAGAUAUUCUCUUCAACAGUCACAAUGUGCGAGAAGGAUGGGUUUGCUGCUAGGCUCGCGUUAUCUCUCCAGCUCUAAUCCGGGGAGGGCUAAGAUCAACACCUCUCCCGAUGCUACACACUACAUUCUAACCAGCAUUGGGCAGGACUUGCAAAACGACUCCGGUUAUGUGACGAUGCCAAACUCAGCAGAAGUAGCUGCAAAUUCCUUUCCUCUCAAGUCGGAGGAUAAUUACAGGCAACUGCCAGAUGAUUCUCAGUUCAUAGAUCAACACUAUGAGGAACUAAAGCACUAUAGAAAGGUGCUGGGGAAACCUUUCGGCGAGUUUGAGUCUGUCAGGGAGUUUUUUAUUGCUCUUAGCAAAUUAAGACCCGAUCCCGGGACAGAUGAGAACAGGAACUUCAGAGAUGAUGAACUACCCGAUAUCACGAUCUCACCAAGGGCUCGGUUCGAUAAGUUUGUGAAAAAUCUCAAGAUCACACUGAGGCUGAACGGAGGACAUCUCUUCACGUUGGAUUUGUUACUACAGAAUCGCUCUGUGUUUGAUGGUUUUGAGAAGAGGAAAAAGCGAAGUUAG